CUAUACCAUGGGACACAGAAAGAGGGCAGUGAAAUGCCAUGAUGAACACCGUAUCCACGUUACUGUGUGGCAAGACAAGAAACCUCUGAUGAGAAAAAUGGGGAAGAACACGAAAGAUGGAACCCCAGGGAGCUGGUUCAAGAUCGUAAUUCGUGAUGGGAUGAAGUAUGAUAAGAUCUGGUUAAUGAAUAUACUCCAGAGUCACUGCAGCAUCCCCUUCACUCCAGUGGAUUUCCACUAUGUGAAAAAACAGGCUAGGUUCUUUGUCCAGGAUAGUAGCAUUGCCUCUGCAUUGAAGGAUGUCAGCAAUAAGAUCUGUGAUGAGAACAAUCAAGAGAUACCUAUCUUUGUCCGUCCCUCCACUGUACCCUACUCUGUGCAGAAUAAGAUGGAGCCAGAAGAAAUAGAGCAGCUAAAGUUGACCAUAAGCAGACGAUAUGAUGUCUUCCAGAAAGCUCUUGAUCUCCAGAAGCUCCGCUUUGACCCAGACUUAGUGGGCCAUGAAAUCGAUAUAAUCCUGAAUCGAAGAAGCUGCAUGGCUGCCACCCUGCAAAUCAUUAAAGAGAAUUGCCCUGAGCUAUUGUCCUUGAACUUGUGCAACAACAGACUGUACCAGCUGGAUGGCCUGUCUGAUAUUGUACACAUGGUCCCCACAAUCAAGAGCCUGAAUCUCUCCAAAAAUGAGUUGAAGCGGGUGUGGGAAUUGUGCAAGAUGAAAGAGUUGAAGCUUGAAGAGCUGUGGCUGAAAGGGAACCCACUGUGUUACAACUUCCCAAACCAGGCCACCUACAUACGUGCCAUCAGGGAUUGUUUCCCCAAGUUGUUGCGCCUGGAUGGCGAGGAGUUACCCUCACCACAUACCACUGACAUUGAAAGAUACUGCUUGGAAAAGCCCUGCAAGGAAGACUUGAAAGGAUCUGAUCCAGUGAAGGAUCUGAUCCUGCCAUUCCUGAAGCUGUAUUACAUGAUCUAUGACUCUGGAGACCGACAGGCACUCCUGGGUGCUUACCACAUUGAGGCCUGCUUCUCCCUGACCAUUCCCUUCAGCUCCGAGGCCCCAGCCCUGAGGAGCUUGUGCGAGUAUGCCAAGGACAGCAGGAAUAUAAAGGAGCUCAAGGACCCCUUUCUGAGGGUUCAGCUGCUGAAGCAGACACAGCCUGAGGUCCUGCGCUCCCUGUGCAUGUUGCCAAAAACUCAGCAUGACCUCAGCUCCUUCAUGGUGGACAUGUGGCUCCAUACGGAGACCAUGCUUUGCUUCUCUGUCAACGGGGUCUUCAAUGAAGUAGUAGGAUGGUGUCAGGGCUCUCUUCGUGCCUUCACCCGGACUUUCAUCACCAUCCCUGCCAGAAACUCCUCUGGUCUCUGCAUCACGAAUGAUGAACUGUUUGUGAUGGAAGCCACCCCCAAAGAGACUCAGAGUACAUUCUCCACCCCAGUGCCCAUACCGUCCUGUACCUCCAUGCCCAUCCUCUCCCAGCAGCAGCAUGAAAUGGUGAUGACUUUCUCCAUCCAGUCUGGGAUGAACCCCAAGUGGUCUCAGAAGUGCCUGCAGGAAAACGAGUGGAACUAUGCCAGAGCUGGUCAAGUCUUCACUACACUUAAGGCUGAGGGCAAGAUCCCAGAGGAGGCCUUUGAACCAGCCCCAAAAAGGAGCCUUUGAUGUCAUCUGUGUCUUUAUCCACAUCAUCUUCUUCAACUUUUCUCCAGCCCAAGGCCACACCCAUGACUGGGGCUGGAGGCCUUCUUGUCCAAGAAGACAGAGUUACCUUGUAGGCCAGGUCACAUAACCACCUAAAGGAUCUUUUGCUUUGUGUGUUUU
Manis javanica (Malayan pangolin) is the source of this 1819-nucleotide messenger RNA. Its product is annotated as nuclear RNA export factor 2-like. Gene Ontology annotation, cellular component: cytoplasm; nucleus. NCBI's taxonomy places the organism in Eukaryota, Metazoa, Chordata, Mammalia, Pholidota, Manidae. Gene Ontology annotation, molecular function: protein binding; RNA binding. Gene Ontology annotation, biological process: poly(A)+ mRNA export from nucleus. The record is from RefSeq and is a predicted model, not a curated record.